This is a messenger RNA of Eurytemora carolleeae, 614 nucleotides long. RefSeq names its product 5-oxoprolinase-like. The record is from RefSeq and is a predicted model, not a curated record. NCBI's taxonomy places the organism in Eukaryota, Metazoa, Arthropoda, Copepoda, Calanoida, Temoridae. The coding region runs from base 48 to 575 and encodes 175 amino acids. The transcript is spliced from 4 exons. Gene Ontology annotation, biological process: glutathione metabolic process. Gene Ontology annotation, cellular component: cytosol. Gene Ontology annotation, molecular function: 5-oxoprolinase (ATP-hydrolyzing) activity.
AAAAAAUAUACUUUACCUUGUUCUUGAAGGACACAGUACGUCACCAGAUGCGUACUCUUGGAGAUGAUCUGAAGCGUGGAGAUGUUAUCCUAGCAAACCAUCCUAAAGCUGGAGGCUCCCACCUACCUGACCUGACAGUCAUCACCCCUGUCUUCUACGAGGACAGCAUCAAGCCAGUUUUCUUUGUGGCAAAUAGAGGACAUCAUGCAGAUAUUGGUGGUAUCAGUCCUGGGUCAAUGCCUCCUCAUUCUAAAUACCUAUGGCAGGAGGGGGCAAGCUUUAAAUCCUUCAAGAUAGUGAAGGCAGGAGAGUUCCAGGAGGAGGAACUUACUGCUGCUUUAAUGGCGCCUGCACAGUACCCGGGAUGCACUGGAACAAGAUUGCUGCAAGAUAACCUUUCGGACUUGAAGGCCCAAAUUGCUGCUAAUCACAAGGGUAUACAAUUGGUGUCAGAGCUCAUUGAUCAGUAUGGACUAGACGUGGUCCAGGCCUAUAUGGGGCACAUCCAGCAUAAUGCUGAGGUAGCAGUUAGAGAGAUGCUGAAGAUAAUUGGAAAGAAGGCGAAAGGUAUUUAAUUAUGGUAAAUAAUGGUCGUUUCGUUUGUAUAAGGAGAG